AUGGAAGUGCCCAAGAGAGCCAUCAAGUUCUCGUCGAACGAUACGUUCGGUCCCUUCUACCAACGACUCUUCCACGUACCAGCCCUAACACAGCCACUCGCGGUUCUCACAGGCGCAAGUGCCGGUGCAGUCGAAAGCCUGGUAGUAGUACCCUUCGAAUUGGUGAAGAUCCGUCUCCAAGACAAGACAUCUGCAGCGCGAUACAAUGGUCUCGUCGACUGCCUCACUAAGGUGGUGCGGCAAGAAGGGAUUCUAGCGCUCUAUAAUGGCUUCGAAGCGACUCUCUGGCGACAUAUCGUCUGGAACGCUGGAUACUUCGGGUGCAUCUUCCAAGUACGCGCUCAACUACCUGAUCCAUCACAAUCUGCAAAUCCAAAAGCGCAGAAGACGGUGAAUGAUUUGGCGGCCGGCUUUGUCGGAGGAGUGGUAGGCACUACUCUGAAUACACCACUUGAUGUGGUCAAGAGUCGAAUACAGAGUGUUGCGAAGGUUGAAGGCGUAAGAGGCAAAUAUGCAUGGGCAUGGCCGAGCUUAGGUGUAGUUGCGAGAGAAGAAGGACUGAAAGCGCUGUACAAGGGCUACGUAGCCAAGAUCUUGAGGUUCGGACCUGGUGGCGGGGUGUUGUUGGUCGUCUACUCUGCGAUGAUAGAAAUGCUGGGAAACGUCGUAUAG
This is a messenger RNA of Didymosphaeria variabile, 672 nucleotides long. RefSeq lists its product as uncharacterized. Lineage: Eukaryota; Fungi; Ascomycota; Dothideomycetes; Pleosporales; Didymosphaeriaceae. Bases 1 to 672 code for a protein of 223 amino acids. The record is from RefSeq and is a predicted model, not a curated record. The transcript has 2 exons.